AUGUUUCGUCGUGUGGCCCGCCACACUUCUUUUAUUGCUGGUAUUCAAUCUCGUCACACCACCAUUCUCUCUGUACGUAAGGGCGAUAAGGUGGUGUUGAUUGGCGAUCGCCAGGUGACCCUCGGUGAGCGCAUUGUGGCCAAGUCGAGUGCAUGCAAACUGCGUAAGAUAAACGAUGAUGUUGUGAUUGGUUUUGCCGGCAGCACCGCCGAUGCGAUUGCGCUGAUGGAGAAACUCGAAAACAAACUCGGGGAGUUUCCCAAUCAACUCACGCGAGCCGCCGUGGAGUUGGCGAAGGACUGGCGCACGGACCGCGCCCUCCGCCGCCUGGAGGCCUCUCUCAUUGUCUGCAGCGGCGAGGCCACGCUGGAGAUUGACGGGCAGGGCAACGUGAUCACCCCGGAGGAGGACGGCAUCGUCGCGAUUGGCUCCGGCGGCACGUUUGCGAAGGCCGCCGCCCGCGCCCUCAUUGACGUGGAGGGAUAUGACGCCGAGCGGAUUGCACGGAAGGCCAUGCGCAUCGCCACUGAGAUUGAUGUCUUCAGCAAUGAGCACUGGGAUGUGGAGAUCCUCACCUGCAAGCCAGCGAAACCAGCAGACACCACAACUACAACCACAACCACAACCACAACACCAAAGGUAGAAGGAGGAGCGGAAACCGCAAGCGAGGCGGCGAAGAGUGCGUAA
Messenger RNA from Trypanosoma theileri, 687 nucleotides. Its product is annotated as putative hslvu complex proteolytic subunit-like. The coding region runs from base 1 to 687 and encodes 228 amino acids. The record is from RefSeq and is a predicted model, not a curated record. Gene Ontology annotation, molecular function: threonine-type endopeptidase activity. NCBI's taxonomy places the organism in Eukaryota, Euglenozoa, Kinetoplastea, Trypanosomatida, Trypanosomatidae. Gene Ontology annotation, cellular component: proteasome core complex; HslUV protease complex. The transcript has a single exon.